Messenger RNA from Maniola jurtina (meadow brown), 1410 nucleotides. RefSeq names its product polycomb group protein Pc (gene Pc). The transcript has 3 exons. The record is from RefSeq and is a predicted model, not a curated record. Lineage: Eukaryota; Metazoa; Arthropoda; Insecta; Lepidoptera; Nymphalidae. The coding region runs from base 466 to 1305 and encodes 279 amino acids.
UGUAGCCUGGUCGUUUUCGUCGUCGUUUUCAGAAAAAUAUACAUAGCCAGUAUCGACUAGCAAAACUCAGUGAGUGCUUUAUCGAUUGGAAUGCGUGCAUAAUUUGGUGAAACAGGACUUCAGCUGAUAUUUUCAGAUAUCGAGCGGGUGUUUGUGGAUGCGUGGCGCACUCUGGCGGGGUUUAGCGGCGUGAGGUCGCGAGACGCGCGGGGCGGGGGCCGCCUCCCCCUUCGUCAGUUUCUGCUGCGAACCCGUGGGGAGAGGACGUCGCUGCGCACGCCGCCGGAAGCAGCGUUCGCGCGGCAACUUUGAACAGCGACAGUGCACGGAUAGUGAAUUGUGACAGAGAAAUGUGUGUCGGAUUGCGGUGCGCAACAAAUUGGAUGCAGUGAUCGGAUCACAAUCAUUUGGAUUGCAGUGCUAUUUUCUGGAUUUUGAUAACGAGUGCCGCCAUCCAAACUGGGGAUGCAUAAGAUGGAACUCGGCGACAGCGUGUACGCCGCUGAGAGGAUCAUGAAGAAGAGAAUUAGAAAGAGCAAAGUGGAGUAUUAUGUGAAAUGGAAAGGCUGGAAGCCGAAACACAACACCUGGGAGCCGGAAGAGAAUAUUCUCGACCCGCGGCUCAUUCAAAGCUUCGAAAGAGGCGAGGAAAUACGAAGACAAGGGCGAAAGAGGGAACGAGAACAUUCGCCCGUCGAGCGAGCGCGCAGUGGUUCCGAGGAGCGUCACCCCCCACCCGGGAAACGCAAAGCAGAAGUUCUAUCGAGAGAGUCGGGGAAAAUUGGCGUCACGAUCACGAUGAGUCCGCCGGCCAAACGACACGAUUCCACCAAACUGAACGGUGGACGGACGCAUGCGCAGCCCCCGCCGCCGGCGGCACCUCCGGGUGGUGCGGCUGCGCCAGCUUCGCCUGCAGCCGAGGCUGCCGCUCCGAGAACGGGACCUAGAAGAGCACCACAUUCACCUGAAGAAGCGGACGCGCAUACACCUCCAGAACGAGAAAGGCGGACUGAUUCUCAACCUACGGCUACAGCACCAGCCGAACCGAAAGGUGCUCGUCCGCCGCCGCCCACCCCGCAGGCCGAAGAUGAGGACUCGUGGGGAGAGGCGCCCGUCGCUGCACCCAUGCCACCCCCGCCCCCGCCCCGACGAGGGGCAGCCUACUGGAUGGCACGGUCUCCUGUCGCCGAUCAAAUCUUCAUCACAGACGUUACCGUUAACCUCCAAACGGUCACUAUUCGAGAGUGUCGCACCGAAAAAGGUUUCUUUAGGGCGCGUGAGCACCGGCCGCUUGACAUAACGUAAAAAUUUAGUCUUGAAUUCUCGUACAAAUUUUUAUUAAUACCUAGACAUUGUACAGGCAUGUAGCUAGUAUUUAUUUAGUUGUUACGUGAGAUGUGACAGCGUAGA